CGCCAUUGUAGUGCUUGGUGUUGGCUUGGAUACGCACGACCACUGGCACGAGAGGACACAGGCCCACUUUUUCGGCUGCGCGUCCGUCCGACUGUGGAAAGCUGUCGGAAAUGAGUGGAUUAGUGAGCAAGUUAGGUACGGUUGUGUUUAAAUUGUUUAAAGUGCUCCGUUCGCCUCGUAGGUAGGAGAUGCUAGUGAUCAAACCUCUGACAUAAACUCUUCUGUUAAACCUAAAGAGCAGCAAGAAGCACUGCUAUCCCCCAACGAGAUCGACAGUGAUUGGCUGCGUGUGUCAGCGAAUUGUCAGCGAAGCCAGUUGGAUUCGGUGCAUGCCUGACGAAGAAGACGCGACGCGAGACACGUGCAGUGUUUAGCACAAUCCCGCGACAAUCAACCAUCUGCAAGCAACACUCGUCUUUUGGUGGCCCAUUGGUGGCUGCCUAACCACUCUGCGCCACUUCAAUCAACCAAAACCCAGUGGCUAGCAAAUCGGACAUCGGUUUCCAUUUCUCGGCGACAGAUCGACGGACGACGUUGGUGUCACAUGCCGCCGAGCUGGUUGGAUGCUUCGGAUUCGCUGCUCCGAGUUGGUUUAAAUGUUCCGCAUUAAAAAUACGCUUCCACAAUACCGUUGGUAUCCGUUGCUCGAGUAAGAGUCAGUUUGCGAUUGUAAAGUAAAUGUGUGCUUAGUAUUUCUGCCGGUGAAUUUUGUGUGGUCAGGAGGGAGAAUCGAGCGAUGAGCAUUGUUUCGGCGCUUGCUUUACCAUUUCGGCAUUAUCGUGAGCGGAAACGGUACAUGAGACAGCCAACCUAGGAGCUGUUACACAUGCACGAAAGUUGACAGCUUCCGCGCACACUGGCUCGGAUUGAGGGUGUUUGAUGAGCGGUCCUAUACAAGGAGGAGAGCAAAUUAACAGCUUCGUCUACGUGUAGCAAUGAGCGAGAAAAUGGAGAAGCUGAAGGCUGCCAAGAAGGUAGCCCCCGACGGUGGCUGGGGUUGGAUGGCAACGUUCGGCGUUAGUUUGGUGAAUCUGGCAACCCGCUCGAUUGAACCGUCGUUUGGGCUGCUGUUCGGCGAUCUGCUGACAGAUCUGCAGGUCGGCACAACCGGUGCCGCCAUCAUCAUCAGUGCACUGGAUGUGAUGAUGAAUUUCUCCGGUCUUUUUGUCGGGCCCCUGCUCAAGGAGUUUUCCUACCGUAAGGUGGCGAUUGCCGGUUCGCUGCUGUGCUGGAUUGGACUGGCCCUUACCUCGCCUGCUACCAGCAUGGCGCACAUUCUAGCCACCUAUAGUGUGAUCAAUGGAAUCGGUGUUGGGUUGGCAACAUCAGCUGCGUUCGUGGCACUUAAUCACUACUUUGCGAAGAAGCGAGGGCAAGCGGUCGGGCUAUCGAUGGCCGGCACUGCCCUCGGUAUGCUGAUCAUGCCCCAGCUAGUACGCAUUCUGCUAGAGCUGUACGAUUUCCGUGGUGCGGUGCUCGUGCUUAGCGGUAUGGCACUGCACGCGACGGUCGGUGCGAUGCUCCUGCAGCCCAUCAAAUGGCAUCUACGCGAGGAGGAGGUUGACAUUGAGAUGGUGGAAGCGACACCGGCAAUGGGCAUCAUAUUGGAGCAGGAGGAUGAUGGCGAUAACGAUUCGCUGCCCGAGAUCAAAUCGCUACUCUUCCCGCGCCGCAUCGGUAGCGAACGGAAGCACUCGGACACGGGCACGAUCGGCGGACCCGCUGGAGGAGCAGUGGCCGCGGGAGCAGGCACAGUGAACGGAGCCGGUGGUGCACCGGGCGGACCGAUUGGCCUACCGAAGCGGCCAACCUUUCCGCGCAUUACCUCCAGCGUUAGCAUACAGAAUGGGCCUCCGAGUGCGGGUGCGUUGGGCAUGCGGACGAGACCCUCCUUCCCACGAAUUGCUUCGACCGCCAGCAUGGGUCUGGCCCUGCGGAAGCGUCGCGAGUCCGUUGUUUCCCAGCUGUCUACACUCGACUUCACCGGCAGUGGAAGCUGCAUGCACAUUCAUGUCGAUACUGGAGACGCUGAUGCAGAGGACGUGGACUAUCAGAUAAUCCGGCGCGUUAACACGCACGCGGGCGUAUCGUUGAACUCGUUCGCCCGCGUGCCAUCGCGCACCGGAUCAAGGCGCAUGGAAACGGUCAAGUCGGAGUUGGGGCUCGAGAUGGUGAAACCAAAGGUUUCGUUUCUGCAGCGCUUUACGGCCCUGAUGGAUGUCGGGCUGCUGCGCGACCCCAUCUAUCUGAACAUCCUGUUCGGUUUGUCGAUCUUCUACGUGGCCGAGAUGAACUUCAAAAUGGUGACACCAUUCUUCAUGGCUAGCCUGGGCUUCGAUAAGAGUGAGACGGCGUUCGUCCUAUCCGUGUCCGCGCUGACUGACAUUGCGGCCCGUAUAAUUGUGCCACCGAUCGGAGAUCGGUUGAAGUUACGCAAGCGCUACAUCUUCAUGGUGUCGCUGAUUUUCGUCGCCAUUUCGCGAUCGAUCGUCGCACAUCAGCAGACGUACAUUGAGGUGAUGACAUGGCUGUCGAUCACCGGAUUCUUCCGGGGGGUUGCCCUAGCUAACUUCACGCUCUGUGUGUCCGAGUACUCGUCCCUGGAGAAGCUACCAGCUGCGUUCGGUUGGCAUAUGGUAGGCAAGGGUGUGUUUGUGAUCCUGUUUGGACCGCUGAUUGGGGCGAUCCGCGAUUGGACCGACAGCUACGCGAUCUGCAUCCAUUCACAAUCGUUUUGCAUUUUCCUGUGCGUUACCGCCUGGUCCAUCGAGCUCCUGCUCAAGCGGUGCCGUACGAAGAAAAUCACCGAGGCUACCCCUUCGCCCAAUCCGGCUGUCUAGCAGGACGCACGCAGGACGAGUAGUGGCGAGAGUGUUCAUCGCCCGAGCCUCUCGCUAGCACCGUGGUCGUAUCUUAAUUCCGAAGACUGCGAUAAUAGGUUUAACAUGCGCGGGUUAUUAGAUAGUGGAUAAUGCUCCAACCGAGGGCCUUGCCCAGCCGCCCCCUUAUCGUACGUACAUACGUAGGAUGUUUUCUAAUUCUUUAGCGAAGGAAGCACACAGUAUUAGGGUGUCGUGCGGCAACAGCGAAGAUAUCUUGGAUCUGGCCGAGUAUUGACACAAUCAUCCUUCGGGACAAAGCUGUACAAGAAUCAGCCGUUAAAGUAGAAUUAGAUAAUGCGAUCGACAGCGAGAGAGAGAUGGAGUGGGGAAAAACAAGAAAGAGAGAACCAAGCACUCACAAAAGGCGAAACAUAGUAAGAAAAGUAGGGAACGACACAGCCUUUAUGUGAAUCAAUCAGAGUAUUUUAAAGUUGGAACAUACAUUUCAGAUCGGAUAUGCUGAGUUCGUUCGGGGGAUCCGAGCGAGAUGUAGCGCGACUAUUUUAUUGUCCUAAGAAAGUCCAGGCAAAGGCAUUCUGUUUUGGUAAACCCCGGACAGCAGACGGUAGUGGAAUGACCUUACACUACCUACGUUAUUACCAACUACGAACGUUUUUGGAAUGUAGUAGCGCUCGCUAGCAGUGGAACAAACCCGAGCUUGUCCCAAUGGUGUUAGUAUGUGCUCCUACAAUAAACGCAAUUUCAGUAUAAAGUUAACAAC
Messenger RNA from Anopheles aquasalis, 3603 nucleotides. RefSeq lists its product as uncharacterized. Gene Ontology annotation, molecular function: monocarboxylic acid transmembrane transporter activity. The record is from RefSeq and is a predicted model, not a curated record. Gene Ontology annotation, biological process: monocarboxylic acid transport; transmembrane transport. Lineage: Eukaryota; Metazoa; Arthropoda; Insecta; Diptera; Culicidae.